UAGUUUCUCUUCUUCUUGCAGAGAGAGAUUAUCCUCUUUCCCCUUCCACCGCCACUGCGCCGCAAUUCGCCUUCGCUGCGGGCAUCUGCAGCAGCAGAAUCAUGGGCUGAAAUCGAACCACUGCGCGACAAGGUUCCGAAGAAUCUCUUCACCUCUUCUCAUCUCUCCAUGAAUCGUCGUCGGCUCUUUGCGUGAGUGGCAGUAGGGUGCCAAGGAUAACUUUAUUGUGCUGCUGAAGGAAGACAUCUUAUUGACCUGCUAGUUCUGUAGAUGAUUUUUGGAGUGCUAUAAAUAUCGAGGCGCGAGUUCGGACUGCAAGAUACAACACAAGAGUGAGAAAAGAAAGGCUUUAGCUGAGUUACAGGAUGGAACAAGGUCAGGGAGAUAGAUACUGGUGCCACCACUGCGAGGAAGUGAUCGAACCUGUGGAGCCUGAUAUGAAGUGUCCUAGCUGUGACAGCGGGUUCGUGGAAGAGAUGGGGUCUGCAGGCUUUGAGCCAUCGACCAACUUGAGGUCUGAUCGUAUCUCCCUCUGGGCACCACUGCUGCUCGGGAUGAUGGGAGGCUCAUCGCGGCGAGCAAGGCGGCUCCGAAGGCAGAUCAUGGAGGAUGAUGACGACGACGAUGACGAUGAGGAUGAUGAAGAUGAUUCAGACCAUGAGCUUGAAGACUUGUUUAGGAGGCAGAGGAGGGGCUCAUCUCUUGUAAGGCUGCUCCAGACCCUCCGGGAUGACUUGAGGGGCUUGGAUGACAUUGGCAGGGAUAGUGACAGAGACAGGGAAAGGGAGAGAAGGGAGAGGGAGAGGCUGAGGGAGCGGGAGAGGGAGAGGGAGAGGAUGAGAGAGAGGGAGAGAGAACGGAGGAGAGAAAGGACAGAAAGCUUGAUACUGAUCAACUCCAACAAUGAGGCCAUUAUUCUCCAAGGAACAUUUGGACCUGAUGACAACCAGGAUGACUCGAGCAAUACAAGUUCUGGUGUUUCACUUGGUGACUACUUUCUUGGUCCUGGAUUAGAUAUCCUCUUGCAGCAUUUGGCGGAAAGUGAUCUUAAUCGUUCUGGUACACCACCUGCCAAGAAGGAAGCUGUAGAAGCAUUGCCAACUGUGAACAUCCAGGAAGUGUUAGGCUGUUCUGUCUGUCUUGAGGAUUUCGAAAUGGGGACAGAAGCGAAGGAGAUGCCUUGUCAACAUAAGUUCCACUCCCAGUGCAUACUUCCAUGGCUGGAGCUACACAGUUCUUGCCCAAUCUGUAGGUUUCAGUUGCCUACCGAGGAGUCGAAAAACCCAUGUGAAUCAGCCGGUGGAAUUGUGUCAGUGAACGAUGAUGGAGAUGAUGCUGGUACAAGUAGUGACGUAGAUAGUGCUAACCAACCUGGUAGUCCUAUAUUCUCUGCUUUGAGUGCACUUUUCUCAAAUCCAUCAUCCUCAUCCUCAUCCUCAUCUGAUGAUAAUGCACCACACUCUUCUGAGAGCUGAAGCCAGCGCUGGGCCUGGGCUUGCAAUAUGUCAAUGGAGUUCUGAAAUGGGACUCCUGAGAGGCCGGCAUCUUUAUAUCUCGUGGUUUCUGUACAUAUUUUAAAGUUUAAUCCGCUAGACAAGCUAUUCGCGUUUCCUUUAUGAAACCUGUGUGGUUUGUAAUCAGUUUGGUGCCUGUUAUGUCUAAUUAUGUAAAAUAAAAUUUAGCCUCAAGCAUGUUUACCUACUCUCAAAAACUUGAUCGGGGCCAGAGAACUGCUGAUCUGGUUAGCAGCUUGACCAAUGCAAGGCUACUUCAGUACUAUAUAUGGGGAUAUCCAACAUUGGCAUUUCGCACUGCUUUGUCAAUUAAAGAACCCUGUUAGAACAAAGCUGCAGAACAGUUACAGUGCGAAGCAACUUUGUCAUCUGCAUACUUGUGGAAUUUAGGAGUUGCUGAUCUAAACUAUGAUUAGGGUGAUCACAUCUGCAUUUAUCCACAUAUCUGACAUUGUGUACUUCAGUUUCCAUCCCUCCCUCUCCCUCCCUUCUUUGUUUUGUUUUGCUUUUUUCCAGGGAUUUCUUGAACAGUAGCUUAUUUAUGUUUUUCGAUUGAGAUUGGCAGGGAAGGACCUCGCUUAUUCACUAUGCUGGGUGAUUCUGCAUCAGCUUGAGGCCUGAUGUCA
Molecule: messenger RNA, 2140 nt
Organism: Oryza sativa Japonica Group (Japanese rice)
Lineage: Eukaryota; Viridiplantae; Streptophyta; Magnoliopsida; Poales; Poaceae
Product: E3 ubiquitin-protein ligase SIRP1-like
Biological process (GO): protein ubiquitination
Cellular component (GO): cytoplasm
Molecular function (GO): ubiquitin protein ligase activity
Source: RefSeq, a predicted model, not a curated record